GCUUUCCCCAUCCCAUCCCACCACCCAGAUGCGAUUCCGUCCCCGCCGCCGCGCCUAGCCGAGCCGCCACCCCCGCCCCCGCCGCAAUGGCGAGCGCGUCGGAGGACGAGGCCGCCUCGGAGCGCUGCUGCGGCAGCUACAGCCCCAGCGCCGACGUCAGCGAGUCCGAGACCUCCAGCGACGGCUCCGCGCCCACCACCCGCCGCUUCGCCUCCUCCUCCUCCGCGUCCGCCACCGUCUCCCGCCUCGCCUCCUCCUCCUCGUCGCUGCCCACCCCGGCGUCCGCCGCCGCCUUCUACCUCUCCAAGCCAGCCUCCGACCUCUCAGAGAUCGACAUGAUGAAGGAGCGCUUCGCGAAGCUCCUGCUCGGCGAGGACAUGUCCGGCAGCGGCAAGGGCGUCUGCACCGCGCUCGCCAUCUCCAACGCCAUCACCAACCUCUCCGCCACUGUCUUCGGCGAGCUGUGGAGGCUGGAGCCGCUCGCGGCGGCGAGGAAGGCCAUGUGGACGCGGGAGAUGGAGUGGCUGCUCUCCGUCGCGGACUCCAUCGUCGAGCUCACACCCUCCAUCCAGGAGCUCCCCGAGGGCGGCGGCCAGUUCGAGGUCAUGGUGCCGCGCCCGCGCAGCGACCUCUACAUGAACCUCCCCGCGCUCAAGAAGCUCGACGCCAUGCUCCUCGCCAUGAUUGACGGCUUCAAGGAGACAGAUUUCUGGUACGUCGACAGGGGGAUUGUGGUCGAGGACAGCGGGGGGCCGUUCCCGUCGUCCUCGUCGUCUUCUUGUGGUCGGCCGUCGGUGCGGCAGGAGGAGAAGUGGUGGUUGCCGUGCCCACGGGUGCCGCCCAAGGGGCUGUCCGAGGAUGCGAGGAGGAAGCUGCAGCAGAGCAGGGAUUGUGCAAACCAGAUACUGAAGGCGGCCAUGGCGAUUAACAGCGAUGUGCUCGCCGAGAUGGAGAUCCCAGAAGUCUACCUGGAGACAUUACCAAAGAGUGGUAAAUCUUGCUUGGGUGAGAUAAUUUACCGAUACAUAACAGCCGAGCAAUUCUCACCAGAAUGCCUCCUAGACUGCUUGGACCUGUCAUCUGAGCACCACACACUUGAGGUAGCUAACAGAAUUGAAGCUGCCAUCCAUGUAUGGAGAUUGAAAGGACAAAAGAAGUUGACGCCUCAAGCGAAAUCAAAGAAAUCUUGGGGUGGAAAAGUAAAGGGUCUUGUUGCAGAUAAGGAAAAGAGCCACGUUUUGUCUGAAAGAGCUGAUGGUCUAUUGCAGAGUUUAAGAUUGAGAUACCCUGGUCUGCCACAAACUUCCCUCGACAUGAACAAGAUCCAGUAUAACAAGGACGUUGGCCAGUCCAUACUUGAAAGUUACUCGAGGGUUCUGGAGAGCUUGGCAUUUAACAUAAUUGCAAGAAUUGACGAUGUGAUUUAUGUUGACGAUGCAACAAAGAAAUCUGCCGCUGCUGAGUCUGUUUCUAUCUUUAAUCGCGGUGUAGGCGUACCAGUUCAGAAGAGAAUCUCACCAAGUCCAUUCUCAAUCCAGAAUACACCUUAUGCCUCUCCAUUUGCGACGCCCACUUUCUGCUCCUCCACCCCAGUUACAGGCAGUCCUGGAAGGGUGCAUCCCCCUUUAAACAAAAACAGUCUAGGAAAACAGGAAAUCAAAGUUGAAAAGCUAUUUUCUGGUGAUCUAGAGAAAGUAUGGACAUACGCCGGAAACCUGAGCGCUAGGAAAGACGCAGGCGAUGCUCCUGAGAGGGACUGAAGGGGGCGGGAAGGAAGGUCGCCAGGCAUCAACAGAUGCUGUUAUGGUUGGUAGCUAGAUUUUCCCUGUACAGAAGCAGCAUGAGUCAUUUUUUGUGCUUUUGUAGCAAGCCAAUGAUCGUGUAUUUCUCUACUUACAAUGGAUGGAUGGCAUCUGAUCUGAACAGAACAACUUGUACUUCCGGCAGUUAGUUUUUCUGGGUUAGUUCUGUGCGCUUGUUUAUGUUUAUAUUGCAAGGCAGCGGCAAGUGACUGAAUUCCUGCUCCUGCUGCUGCUGCUUUUUUGUCGCUGAAGAUGUUCAACAAUUACCUUCAGUCGCAGUGGAAUGUAUGCUGAUCUUGUAUUCUGAUGCCUGAUACUGUGGUGCCUGCUAGUGAUUGUAUAUGCCUCUAAUGAAUUUGAUC
Molecule: messenger RNA, 2164 nt
Organism: Panicum hallii
Lineage: Eukaryota; Viridiplantae; Streptophyta; Magnoliopsida; Poales; Poaceae
Product: rop guanine nucleotide exchange factor 1
Exons: 5
Coding region: 87-1760 (557 amino acids)
Molecular function (GO): guanyl-nucleotide exchange factor activity
Source: RefSeq, a predicted model, not a curated record